AUGGCUACCUCAGAGAACGAGAUCAGGCAGGCACCUCAUGAGCCCGAUACCAAGCACAGCAGUUGGAAUAACUCACCCGAGGUCCUCAAAAAGGAGCCUGGUGUCGGCGUGAACGAGAUUGACGAUGACGAUGGUAUCUACUGGAAGCCCGGCUGGCGUGAUCAAUUUCCAUGGAUUGGUCUAGCAGGAUUCAUUACAGUCAUCGUAGCUACCGCGAUGGCGGUUACUAUCCUAGGAGUAUCACACAAGAAGCGCGUACGGGACUGGCCAACUACGAAAUUCCCUAUUCAGCCUAACGUACUACUCAACAUCGCCAACCAAAUGCAAAACCUUGGCCUCCUGACUAUGAUAGGUCAAGGAUUGGCAAUCGCUUGGUGGAGGAAAGCCAUGGACGGCAGCUCAUUGGAGAAGUUGCACAGGAAUCAUGCCUACUCCUACAGUGUCUACGCCAUCGUCACUUCUGGCAAGCACUUCAAUUUGGUGGCACUCGCUGCACUCAUGACCAAGUUUGCCGUUAUUGACAGUACGUUGUUCCAAACAGCGACCAAAACGCACAUCACCCAACAAACAGACUACACCAACGCCACUGUCACUGCAUGGAUGGAGCCUAUCUGGACUGCAAAGAGCGGUGGUAUACCUGGAGACUUUGGCAGAGUAACGUCUGUCGACGCGAACUGGGCAACCGUCAUCGAAGCAUACAACCAGAAGAUCGCCAAUGGCAAGCUGCACGAUCUUCUCGAGGAUAAUGCCUCAUUCGAAGGCUGCACCUACCGACAAGAGUGCACAGGAUCUGUACGGGGCCUGGGGUUUGCCUACAAGUGUAACACAACGUUCGAAGAUGUCGACUAUGGGCUAGAGCGAUUGUCCAAUAACAUGACCGCUGGUAACGUGAGUUACCCCCUCUGGGAAAUCGAAUUUGCUACCAAGUACGCGACCAACGAUGAGCUAUAUGCCACCUCCAAUCUCUAUAUGACUUAUGUUGACAGUCAUGCCGGCACGCAAACUGGGUCUUGUCCCGGCAAGAAAACGACGCGACAAUGUGAGAUCCGACCAGCAAUUGUCGAAUAUCCGGUCACUGUCAUGACGCCCAGUAAGGAAGAGCUCGACGGAAAGAACAUAGUGACUCACGUCAAAUUCUUCGACAGCGUUACUGGAGCCCUACCUUUUGAUACACCGAUGGAUACAGACCAGAUUGACAACUUGAAGGUUGUCGAGUUUGUUGAUUUAGAUGAGAGGGAAGGCGAUGUUUCAACAGUUGGCGCUUUGACCUACGUCCUCACCAACCUAUACAGCGCAUACGCAUAUCUUACCUAUACAACCGACUGGGAUGUUGAAGUGCAAGGAUCUUCGGCACAGACAACAUUCUACGCAGAUACUGAUGAAAAGAAAACCGAUCGCUGCUGGUACGAUAUCGACAAGCCUGGCCGAGAUGAUCCAGCUGUCGAAAUCCUCCGCAAGAUCAACACUCUCAGUUUUGUGGCUGGUCUGUAUCUCAAAGGCGCCACGAAGCUCAAGAAAACCGAGCGUGCUGCCGCUGGAAUGACCAGCCAGCAGAUCAAGACUACAGUCACUGGCAUCGUAGAAGAGUACCUGACUGCUAAACGAUAUGUUGCUGCUGCUCUUGUUGCAACACUCCUCACAGUCCUCUGUGUCCUUCCCGUGUACUGGCGCUUUUGGGAGCUCGGACGAAAAGUUACCCUUGGGCCUCUCGAAAUCGCAAACGCCUUUAACGCUCCCAUUAUCGCACCAGAUAAGAGACAGAGGCAUCACGGUGACUUCGAGGAGAUUAUACAAGAAGUGGGGCAGCGUCGUGUACAGUACGGUCAGAUUGUGGGUGCUCCGCCAGGGCACAUGGGCAUUGCAGAACCUCACAAAGUGGCCAAGCCAGUUUCGAUGAGACCUCAUGACCAUAUACCAGCAGUCCAAGGCAGUUUUGCGCUUGGGUUUGGUGCGGCAAUCGGAGCUGUGACUGCUGUCGCUGUUGGUGGAAAUGUGAAACUCUGA
Messenger RNA from Dothidotthia symphoricarpi CBS 119687, 2004 nucleotides. RefSeq lists its product as uncharacterized. The record is from RefSeq and is a predicted model, not a curated record. The coding region runs from base 1 to 2004 and encodes 667 amino acids. NCBI's taxonomy places the organism in Eukaryota, Fungi, Ascomycota, Dothideomycetes, Pleosporales, Dothidotthiaceae. The transcript has a single exon.